GUGACGGGGGCGGGGACAGCUCCAAGCGUCCUGCACCUGCCCUGCCCGCCGAGACUUUGCCCAGGUCGGUGCCAGGGCAGGGCAGUCGGAGGUCUGGCUGCUAGGCUCCGCGACAUCCGGCCGGCCGAGGGCGGCGGGAUUCGGGAUGACUUCGGGCAGCUCGAGAUUUCUGUGGCUCCUCAAGAUAUUAGUCAUAAUCUUGGGACUUGGCGUUGCUGGUUUUAUGUUCGGAAGCACGUUCCUUCAAGCAGUGUUCAGUAGCCUCAAGCCAGAGCUCCCAAGUCCUGCCCCGGAUGUCCAGAAGCUGAAGCUUCUGUCUGAGGAACAUCUCAGGAACCUCUUUUCCUACGAUGGAAUCUGGCUGUUCCCGAAAAAUCAGUGCAAAUGUGAAGCCAACAAAGAGCGGGGAAGUUACAACUUUCAGGAUGCCUAUGGCCAGAGCGACCUCCCAGCAGUGAAAGUGAGGAGACAGGCUGAAUUUGAACACUUUCAGAGGAGAGAAGGGCUGCCCCGCCCACUGCCCCUGCUGGCCCAGCCCAACCUCCCCUUUGGGUACCCGGUCCACGGAGUGGAAGUGAUGCCCCUGCACACAGUUCCCAUCCCGGGUCUCCAGUUUGAAGGACCCGAUGCUCCCGUCUAUGAGGUCACCCUGACAGCUUCUCUGGGGACACUGAACACCCUUGCUGACGUCCCAGACAGUGUGGUUCAGGGCAGAGGCCAGAAGCAGCUUACCAUUUCUACCAGUGACCGGAAGCUGUUGAACUUCAUCCUUCAGCACAUGACAUACACCAGCACGGGGUACCAGCACCAGAAGGUGGACAUAGUGAGUCUGGAGUCCCGGUCCUCAGUGGCCAAGUUUCCAGUGACCAUCCGCCAUCCUGUCAUACCCAAGCUAUACGACCCUGGACCAGAGAGGAAGCUCAGAAACCUGGUUACCAUUGCCACCAAGACUUUCCUCCGCCCCCACAAGCUCAUGAUCAUGCUCCGGAGUAUUCGAGAGUAUUACCCAGACUUGACCGUGAUAGUGGCUGACGACAGCAAGAAGCCCCUGGAAAUUAAAGACAACCAUGUGGAGUAUUACACUAUGCCCUUUGGGAAGGGUUGGUUUGCUGGUAGGAACCUGGCCAUAUCUCAGGUCACCACCAAAUACGUUCUCUGGGUGGACGAUGAUUUUCUCUUCAACGAGAAGACCAAGAUUGAGGUGCUGGUGGAUGUCCUGGAGAAAACGGAACUGGACGUGGUAGGCGGCAGUGUGCUGGGAAAUGUGUUCCAGUUUAAGUUGUUGCUGGAACAGAGUGAGAACGGGGCCUGCCUUCACAAGAGGACGGGAUUUUUCCAACCCCUGGAUGGCUUCCCCAACUGUGUGGUGACCAGUGGCGUGGUCAACUUCUUCCUGGCCCAUACGGAGCGACUCCAAAGAGUUGGCUUUGAUCCCCGCCUGCAACGAGUGGCUCACUCAGAAUUCUUCAUUGAUGGGCUGGGGACCCUACUCGUGGGGUCAUGCCCAGAAGUGAUUAUAGGUCACCAGUCUCGGUCUCCAGUGGUGGACUCAGAGCUGGAUGCCCUAGAGAAGACCUACAAUACAUACCGGUCCAACACCCUCGCCCAGGUCCAGUUCAAGCUGGCUCUCCACUACUUCAAGAACCAUCUCCAAUGUGCCACAUAAAGGUGUGAGGGCAUAGGAGAAACACUAGACUGGCUGGUUAUGGUAUCUAUAGCAGGCCACCAAAAACUGGACUCCUGAUAGGUGAACAUUGUAGCAAAUCAGCUGGUGGGUAGGGCAAAGGGAAAUGGCUCAGUUACUGGAAGUACCAAUCAAAGGUGAAGGGUCGUUAGAAAUGAACCAGUCACUGACCAGGGCAGUGGAGACUGUAUUAAUAGCAAUGAUUUGUACAAUGCCCUGCCUUUUAUGAAUCAUUUACAUGGACAGUAUCUCAUAUCAUCUCAUCUGAUCUCACACAGAAGACUACAUUUGUUGGUGUCCUCAGUCAAAAGAACAGCUGCCUGGUCCUUGAUAGUUGUUUGGUGGAGAUCCUGUCACAGUCAGAAGCAUUGGCUCCAGCAUCACUGUCAUCCCUACAUUUGUAUUGGGUUCUAUCUUGUAGACUCAAAAAAUGUGAACAAUCUAGGGUCCUUGUCUUGAGGAGGUUUGCAGCCUGGUUCAGUUCAGUCUAAUCACAGAAUCAGGCAGCCAGGGUCAGAGGAUCAGAGAAGGGAAGGCGUCACCAGGUCCCUGGCAGCGGAGGAAGUCUCCGUGGAGUGAACUUGUUAGGAGCCUGAAAGCAGACAUUCAGGCAUCAGAGAGGGCAGGAGGGUCCUGGGGCCAUCCCACUGUCUACCAGAACAAAGGCUGCCCUGGCAUCAGACUUGCUCCAGACCUGUUCCAGAAUGCCAGGGAUUGAACUCAGAGCCCAUGCCAAGGUGUCCAAGGUGUGACGGCAAACAGUGUGAGUGUGGUGACAGGCCACCAAGCUCCAGGGACCUGAGGCCAGUUGCUGAUCACUCAAAACUCAUGACAUUUACAGAGUGGUUCCAUCACUCUGUUGUUGGAUAAGCCUCUUUCUGUUGCCUGGGGGUUGGCAGAUUGCUGAGACCAGCUCAAUCGUGGAGACCCUAACCCAGCGGUGCUGGAGGAAUUAAAGACACACACACAGAAAUAUAGAGGGUGGAGUGGGAAAUCAGGGGACUCACAGCCUUCAGAGUUGAGAGCCCCAAACAGAGUUUGACCCACAUAUUUAUUGACAGCAAGCCAGUGAUAAACAUUGUUUCUAUAGAUUAUAGAUUAACUAAAAGUAUUCCUUAUGGGAAACAAAGGGAUGGGUCAAAACAAAGGGAUGGGCUCUGGCUAGUUAUCUGCAGCAGGAACAUGUCCUUAAGGCACAGAUAGCUCAUGCUAUUGUUUGUGGCUUAGGAAUGCUUUAAGUUGUUUUCAGCUCUGGGUGAGCCAGGAGUUCCUUGCCCUUAUUCUGGUAAACCCACAACCUUCAGCGUGGGCAUCAUGGCCAUCACGAACAUGUCACAGUACUGCAGAGAUUUUGUUUAUGGCCAGUUUUUGGGGCAGUUUAUGGCCCAGUUUGGGGGCCUGUUCCCAACAUGUCCCGCUUUUUUGUUUUCCAAAGCAAUAAAAGCAAAGACAGCUUUGUCACGGUGAGCUACUCUCAGGAGUUGGGAUCCGUAUCUGCAGACUAUACAAAGACAAACAACACAGAUUAAAAGCACAAUCAUCACUGAAAUCACAGAGCUACCAAGUGUCUUUAUCUAUUUUAAUGGGUUAAUAGCUGCUAAUCUGUCUGCAGCUCCUUCAAGCACUCCAGUUCCUGGCAUUAAGGUCAGGUGUGCCCAGGAUGCUUUAAAUAGUUGUUCUUUUAAUUUUGCAAUAUCCAAAGACAAGUUUGUAGAGUGUCCUUCUAGAUGCUUUUUAAUUUUUUCCUAAAUUUUGAUCUUAUUAAGAGUCAUUAAUAGUUUCCACAAAUCCUUAUGUUUAGCUCCUACAGUGGGCCUUAUCAUUUGAGAUUGAGGUGCCACUAUACCGCCAUGUUUCCAGAUAAUAGGAACUCUUGACGUAUUUCUUACCCUUUCUAGCAUCUGAUGUUUUGUUUAGACCAGCUGAAUGUAGUGUGUCCGUGGCACGCAGACUGAGAGGGGCAAUUCAGCUAAACAUCCCCUUAGAAGACUAAUCAAUAAUGAUUCCACAGGAAUUGUUGUGCAGCACUUCUGCCUGUUCUGCUAUCAAUGUUCCCAAACAAGUUAGUUCAUUAUUUCUGGCCAGGUCCAAUUCUGUUUACAAAUAGAUUUUUGAGGGCGGUAUGCUUCAAUUAUAGAAGCAGAUUUAUUAUGGUAAAUACUGAGAUCAGAAAGCAUGUGUAACUGUGUCAUACAGUGAUUACAUCCAGGCAUUAUUGCCAGCCAAGAUUGAUAAAUAUGCCUAAUAAGUAUAAUUGUUCUCUGUGUUGUUCCUUGUUGCAGGAGUACUCAUAGCAAUGGUGAUCACCGCUAUCAUAGCUAUCAUUAAAUUACUCAUUGUGACUGGUUGUCCCACUUUCCUCAGGUUUUCUUCCGCCAUCUGUGACAGCUUCUUGAUCUGUCCCCAGGUAGGUGGCUGUGUUCGACAGCUGUUGCUUGUGAUAGUUGGGGUCCUCCUCAGCGUCAGUCUUGACAUGGCUACAACCAGGGUCUCCUCAGGAUCCUCCUGGAAUCUCUUCCUCAGCAUCUGGCUCAUGAUAAGGUUUCAGGUGUCUUGACGGCACCCAAAUUGGCUGUUGAUUCAGUCCUGAAGAAACACAAGCACAACCUCUACCUCAAGUUAUUAUUUUACGUAUUUCCCAAAUUUUUGUUAUUGGAUCUCUCCACCAGACCAGUUGUUCUGCUUCUGUCUUUGCAGCUGGUUUCUGUAUAUGCUGUUCAGCUGCUGGCCUUUAGGCAGGCUCAAAAAAUUUAAAGUCAAUAAUGCUAGAAUCAGUUGCAUAUGGGGUGUCCCAUAGUCCCUCUUUCUCCCCUUUUGCUUUUGCAACUGCUGUUUCAGGGAGAGAUUCAUUCUUUCUACUAUAGCUUGUCCUUGAGAAUUAUAUGGGAUGCCAGUAAUGUGUUUAAUAUUCCAUAUAGAGAAAAAUGUAGCUAGAGCUUGGCUAGUAUAGCCUGGGACAUUAUCUGUUUUAAUAGAAGCUGGAAUGCCCAUCACUGCAAAACACUGCAAAAGGUGACGUUUAACACAGGCAGAAGACUCUCCUGAUUGGCAUGUAGCCCACACAAUGUGAGAAAAGGUGUCCACACAUACAUGUACAUAAGCUAGUCUCCCAAACGAGGGAACAUGUGUGACAUCCAUUUGCCAAAGAUAAUUAGGUUCCAAUCCUCAAGGAUUAACUCCUCCUGUAAAAGAUGAGGAAGCCACUAUUUGGCAAGUUGGGCAUCACUGGAUAAUAGCUUUAGCUUCUUUCCAGGUAGUGCUGUAUCUGCGUUUGAGACUAGAGGCAUUAAUAUGGGUUAAAUUGUGAAAGUGUCUAGCAUUAGAUAUUGCAUUAGCAACUAGGCAAUCAGCCAUUUGAUUCCCUUCAGUUAAAGGUCCUGGAAGAGAUGCAUGAGCCCUUAUGUGAGUGAUAUAAAAAGGAUACGUUCUACUCCUGACUGCUGUUUGCAAUUGGGUAAAUAAAGUCAUCAGUUGCUCAUCUGUGUGGAAUCAUAGUUGAGCAUUUUCAGUUGUGUGGAAUGAACCAUGUAUGAGGAAUCAGAAAUCACAUUAAUAGGCAUAUUAAAAGCAGUCAAUACCUCA
Messenger RNA from Chlorocebus sabaeus (green monkey), 5266 nucleotides. RefSeq names its product beta-1,4-N-acetyl-galactosaminyltransferase 2 (SID blood group) (gene B4GALNT2). NCBI's taxonomy places the organism in Eukaryota, Metazoa, Chordata, Mammalia, Primates, Cercopithecidae. Gene Ontology annotation, cellular component: Golgi membrane. Gene Ontology annotation, biological process: UDP-N-acetylgalactosamine metabolic process; UDP-N-acetylglucosamine metabolic process. Gene Ontology annotation, molecular function: acetylgalactosaminyltransferase activity. The record is from RefSeq and is a predicted model, not a curated record.